CGGCGGCGGCGGCGUCCGGGUGGCGAGCGGAGCCCGCGGCGGCGGCUGAGGCGGCGGCUCCCCCGCGGCCGGCCGCCCGCGCGCUGAGGCGAUGCCGGACCAGAUCUCCGUGUCGGAAUUCGUGGCCGAGACCCAUGAGGACUACAAGGCGCCCACGGCCUCCAGCUUCACCACCCGCACGGCCCAGUGCCGGAACACGGUGGCGGCCAUCGAGGAGGCUUUGGAUGUGGACCGGAUGGUUCUUUACAAAAUGAAGAAAUCUGUGAAAGCAAUAAACAUCUCUGGGCUGGCUCACGUGGAGAACGAAGAGCAGUACACUCAGGCUCUGGAGAAGUUCGGUGGCAACUGUGUGUGCAGAGAUGACCCGGAUUUGGGAAGUGCAUUCCUGAAGUUCUCAGUGUUCACCAAGGAGCUGACAGCGCUUUUCAAAAACCUGAUUCAGAAUAUGAACAACAUAAUCUCCUUCCCUUUGGACAGUUUGCUGAAGGGGGACCUGAAAGGAGUGAAAGGGGAUCUGAAAAAGCCUUUUGAUAAAGCUUGGAAGGACUAUGAAACAAAAAUAACAAAAAUAGAAAAGGAGAAAAAGGAACAUGCCAAGCUCCAUGGGAUGAUUCGUACUGAAAUAAGUGGGGCUGAAAUUGCCGAAGAGAUGGAAAAGGAGAGGCGGUUCUUCCAGCUGCAGAUGUGCGAGUAUCUGCUGAAGGUCAAUGAAAUCAAGAUUAAAAAGGGGGUGGAUUUACUUCAAAAUCUGAUCAAAUAUUUUCAUGCCCAGUGCAAUUUUUUCCAGGAUGGACUGAAGGCAGUGGAAAGCCUCAAACCUUCCAUCGAAACACUGUCAACAGAUCUUCACACGAUCAAACAGGCCCAGGAUGAAGAAAGAAGACAGUUGAUACAGCUUCGAGAUAUUUUGAAAUCAGCAUUGCAGGUUGAACAAAAAGAGGACUCCCAACUUCGCCAGAGUACAGCUUACAGUUUACAUCAGCCUCAGGGAAACAAAGAACACGGAACCGAGCGGAAUGGCAACCUCUACAAGAAAAGCGAUGGGAUCCGAAAAGUGUGGCAGAAAAGGAAAUGUUCAGUUAAAAAUGGUUUUCUGACCAUAUCCCAUGGUACCGCUAACCGGCCUCCAGCGAAGCUCAACUUAUUAACCUGCCAAGUGAAGACCAACCCUGAAGAGAAGAAGUGUUUUGACCUUAUUUCACAUGACAGGACGUACCACUUUCAAGCAGAAGAUGAACAGGAAUGUCAAAUAUGGAUGUCUGUAUUGCAAAACAGCAAAGAAGAAGCUUUAAACAAUGCAUUUAAGGGGGAUGACAAUACUGGAGAAAAUAACAUAGUCCAAGAACUGACAAAGGAGAUCAUCUCAGAAGUCCAGAGGAUGACGGGCAAUGACGUGUGCUGUGACUGCGGGGCGCCAGAUCCUACGUGGCUGUCUACCAACCUGGGCAUUCUGACCUGCAUCGAGUGUUCUGGAAUCCAUCGAGAGCUGGGGGUUCAUUACUCCAGGAUGCAGUCCCUGACCUUAGAUGUAUUGGGAACAUCUGAGCUGCUGCUUGCCAAGAAUAUUGGGAAUGCAGGCUUUAAUGAGAUUAUGGAGUGUUGCCUACCAGCCGAGGGCUCAGUCAAACCCAAUCCAGGGAGCGACAUGAAUGCAAGAAAGGACUACAUCACGGCCAAGUACAUCGAGAGGAGAUACGCAAGGAAAAAGCACGCGGACAAUGCAGCGAAGCUUCACAGCCUUUGUGAGGCCGUCAAGACAAGAGAUAUUUUUGGAUUACUCCAAGCCUAUGCUGAUGGCGUGGAUCUUACGGAAAAAAUCCCACUGGCCAAUGGACAUGAGCCAGAUGAAACGGCCCUGCACCUCGCAGUCAGAUCCGUGGACCGGACUUCUCUUCACAUUGUAGACUUUUUAGUUCAGAACAGCGGGAACCUGGACAAACAGACGGGCAAAGGCAGCACGGCCCUGCACUACUGCUGCCUGACGGACAACGCCGAGUGCCUCAAGCUCCUCCUGCGGGGCAAGGCCUCCAUCGAGAUAGCCAACGAGUCGGGAGAGACACCAUUGGACAUUGCCAAACGCCUCAAGCAUGAGCACUGUGAGGAGCUGCUGACCCAAGCCUUAUCCGGAAGGUUUAAUUCUCAUGUCCACGUUGAAUAUGAGUGGCGGUUGCUCCAUGAAGACCUGGAUGAAAGUGAUGAUGACAUGGAUGAGAAAUUGCAGCCCAGCCCCAACCGGCGGGAAGACCGGCCUGUCAGCUUCUACCAGCUGGGGUCCAGCCAGCUUCAGUCUAACACUGCGUCUUUGGCAAGAGAUGUCGCAAACCUUGCCAAGGACAAGCAGAGGAGUUUCAUGCCCAGCAUCUUGCAGAAUGAGACCUAUGGAGCCAUCCUAAGCGGCAGCCCACCUCCCACCCAGCCUGCAGCCCCCAGCACCACCAGUGCCCCCCCACUACCCCCACGGAACAUCGGCAAAGUUCAGACAGCCUCCUCAGCUAACACCCUGUGGAAGACAAACUCUGUAAGUGUGGACGGUGGAAGCCGGCAGCGAUCUUCGUCAGAUCCGCCAGCUGUCCAUCCACCGCUGCCCCCUCUUCGAGUGACAUCUACCAAUCCCCUGACGCCCACGCCGCCCCCUCCUGUAGCCAAGACGCCCAGUGUGAUAGAAGCCUUGAGCCAGCCGAGCAAGCCCACCCAGCCCGUGGGCUCGCAGAGCAAGCCCCCACCUCUGCCCCCGCAGCCGCCCAGCCGCCUCCCUCAGAAGAAGCCUGCUCCCGGGGCUGACAAGCCGACUCCACUGAUCAACAAAGGCCAACCGAGAGGACCUGUGGACCUCUCUGGAACAGAAGCUCUGGGUCCUCUGUCCAACGCCGUGGUCCUGCAGCCCCCUGCACCCAUGCCCAGGAAGUCGCAGGCAACCAAGUUGAAGCCCAAGCGGGUCAAAGCGCUCUAUAACUGUGUGGCCGACAACCCAGACGAGCUGACCUUCUCCGAGGGUGAUGUGAUCAUCGUGGACGGGGAGGAGGACCAGGAGUGGUGGAUCGGCCACAUUGAUGGAGAUCCCAGUCGUAAAGGAGCAUUCCCUGUAUCAUUUGUGCACUUUAUUGCCGACUAAAUUGCUACUGAACAAAAGCAUUUCCUAUAACAGUUACGUUCCUGUUUCAUUAUUGGUACCAAAACUCUUGCCAGAUAUAACCAGUUUCAUGAAUUGUACGGUAACCCAUUUUCUCUAAUACUACUGUUCUGUUUUUAAAACUCAAAGGCAAUUUUUACACAUAAAUGGUUUUUUAUAAUUUGUGGUUUUCAUAAAACAUUGUUAUGCUUUUAUUAGGAAAAACUAAGUUUCCUAAAAGGUGAACUGAAAAGUUAUUUUAACUAUAUAAUCAAGAUCCUGCAUCUAUAGAAUUAGUAAACCUAAAAAUGUUUGAACUAAGAGUAUUAGAAGUAAAUUCUUCUUGCUUUCCUUGGCCCAAUUCUGGAGUUGAUGAUCUUUUUGCACAAUUAUUAUUUUAAAAUAGGAAGCCAGUAAACUGCUGCUUCAGAAGUCCAUAGCUCAGGCCUGGACUUUCAAUAAAAUGUUACCAGUUCACCUUUUAAAGACAGGUAUUCCUUUGUAACCCAUCCAAUGUUUAUUUAAAGCAACUUGGAAAUUUACACGUUAGCGGUGUACUUUCUAGCCCUAAUUUGUGAGGUUGCAGCUAUCAUAUUCUGCAUGUGUGUAUAACCUGUUGUUGUGAACAAUCAUACUUAACAAAACUACUGAUGGUUUAUUACAACAUAUGAUGAUUGCAGUUAAUUCAGUUCCAGGUUAUAUAAAACUGCAUUUCCUGAAUUUGGUUAAAAACUAAGGAUGAUGGAUUGCAAAACAGUUCUUUAAAUUAGUUUAUAUGCUUUAGGUGUUUUGGAAUUUGCCUUCCUAACUUCCUUAACCACACAGAAAUCAACUGUACACAGAAUUCUGUGGUGCAGACCACGAUAUAUUAACAUAUCACCCGCUGUUUCUUGUUGAGUGUACCACUGCCUUCCCUUCCUAGCCCACGAGAAUGUUUACUCAGUUUAUAGUGUCUUGUAUUUAUAUAAUAUUACAACAGGAAUGGUAGUUAUACUGUCUUAAAAUUUAAUCUGUCCAUCUGUUUAUAAUCAAGAGCAUAUCAGAAAUCUAUAGGUCCCAAGUAAUAAAAUAUUCCCAAACAUCCCAGUUUUUACUAUUUAGGGCCAUCAUAUCAUUCUUAAGCUACUUGGGGCGGGAGUGGGGGGAUUAGGUUGUAUACUAUAAAAUCAAAACUCAUUACUUUAAUGAAAUUGACUGUCAUACCUCUAUUUAGUAAUUGUGACCGUAAGAUUCAUAGUAGGAAUAUUGGAAAUUUUGGCACUCUUUGAGAAUAGGCAUAUAAUGCCCACUUGGACUUUUAACAAAAGUAAAGGAAUAAAUUUAAGUAUAGGCUUGGAAAGUGAGGAAACAAUGCUAUUACUGCAUUUGUCAUGAUGGUACAUUUGAUUGAAGCAGCCUGUCUGUAGUAUGCAAGACUCUUGUAAGUGUAGAGUUGUUUUUUUUUUUUUUCUUCUUGGCAUUAUACUUUUUGUUGCUAUUAUAAAAGAAAACAGAACAAACUGGAAUCUUUUAUGAUGUUGUAUAGCAAUUGCUUUUUGCCUUUCAAAGUUUCGGGUAAAAAUGUGUUAGAUCUGUAAUUAAAGUCUUUUCUUUAAAGCACUACAUCUAUUUUCACUAAUUGUUAAUUUCUCUUGUUUGAACCCUUCAUUUAGUUAAUUUUCUCAUAGGUUCAAGAAAGUAAACAUAUUUUGCACAGUGCACUUACUCUAACGAUCCUCUGCAUCUGUCUUAUAGUCAGCCUCGUGACUACCUGGUGCCAGCUACAUAAGGAAUAGUUGAUUCAUGUCAGCAUUUGAACUCCAGUCCCAAUCUAUUCUGUCAGGUUCACUGGUACAUAAAUAUUUAGGAAAUAUUUUUCCAGUCCACAAUUUGGUGGUGCUAUUGUGCAGUAAUUAAUAGUACUCUUGCCAGAGGAAAAAUUACAUUAACUUCCCUGCUAAUAUCCUUUCUUAGUUAUUUGCUCUUUGCAAAUUAAAAAAAAAAAGCAUCUGAGAGAAAGGAAAACAUUGUAGAUAUCUAUUUAUAUUUAAAGUUUACGUUUCAUGAACUUGAGCUGCAGGAUUCUGGCAUUUUGCAUGCCAUUUGCCAUCAGAUCUGACUUCUAGGGAUGAUGACUGAAAUCUGUGCACAGACUAAUAGUUACUGUGUGACGUGUCAAGGGGUGGUAACAAUAUGCAGCUUAGAAUGCUAUUUUGAGAUGUAUGAUAUUCAAUUCAUUCACUCGAUUACUUUGGUCUAGUUGCAGCGCAACUGUAUAUAUUGUAUAACCUAAAUUGAUUCUUAUUUUCAUUGUCCUUAAUGCAGUGAUUUAUAAUUAGAGCAUGUUUAAUAAGUUUACUCUUCUUGUUAACUAGUCAUUUGACUGGAAAAAAAUAAAAUACUUUUAAAUGGACAUGG
Molecule: messenger RNA, 5506 nt
Organism: Propithecus coquereli (Coquerel's sifaka)
Lineage: Eukaryota; Metazoa; Chordata; Mammalia; Primates; Indriidae
Gene: ASAP2
Product: ArfGAP with SH3 domain, ankyrin repeat and PH domain 2
Exons: 28
Coding region: 92-3112 (1006 amino acids)
Biological process (GO): positive regulation of GTPase activity
Cellular component (GO): cytoplasm
Molecular function (GO): protein binding; GTPase activator activity
Source: RefSeq, a predicted model, not a curated record